Durusdinium trenchii is the source of this 417-nucleotide messenger RNA. The record is from the annotation of a GenBank genome assembly. NCBI's taxonomy places the organism in Eukaryota, Dinophyceae, Suessiales, Symbiodiniaceae.
AUGCCUUCGUGGAGAGCUCCAUCCUCGCAGGACCCCCCCCGCCGCGCCGGUGAGGCUCGUGGCGAAGAUCCGCAGUGGCUGCCGUACCGCCGUUGGGCCGGCAACCUGUUGAUCGCCAUCCAGCGUGGCUUCCCGUCGGAGCUCUUCCCUUGCUUGUUGGCAGCUGAUGCGGAAAUCUCCUUCGUUACCAGCAACGCUCGGGAUGAGAAGCGCUUGGCAUUGAUGGACUUGAAACCUGGAGCCCAUGCGCAAGCUCCGUGCGCUGCUGCCGGGUGGCCUGGCCGUGCUCCAUGGCGGGUACAGGCCGCAGGAGUUGGAGCUUCACCUAGAGGAGAGCGGCAAACGUCAAGACCCCUAGGCGGAAGAAUGCCAGGGGGCACCGAAAAACAUGCGCAAGCGCCGGCACUACCAGGUUAG